Molecule: messenger RNA, 2807 nt
Organism: Euleptes europaea (tarantolino)
Lineage: Eukaryota; Metazoa; Chordata; Lepidosauria; Squamata; Sphaerodactylidae
Gene: ATP2C1
Product: ATPase secretory pathway Ca2+ transporting 1
Exons: 27
Coding region: 2-2764 (920 amino acids)
Biological process (GO): intracellular calcium ion homeostasis; manganese ion transport; calcium ion transmembrane transport
Cellular component (GO): plasma membrane; Golgi membrane; endoplasmic reticulum
Molecular function (GO): ATP binding; ATP hydrolysis activity; P-type calcium transporter activity
Source: RefSeq, a predicted model, not a curated record
AAUGAAGGUUGCACGUUUUCAGCAGCUGCCUAAUGAUGAAAGUGAAACAAUGAUUCCUGUUCUGACUUCCAAAAAAGCAAGUGAAUUACCAGUCAAUGAAGUUGCAAGCAUUCUUCAGGCUGACCUUCAAAAUGGCUUGAGAAACUGUGAAGUUUGUCAUAGACGGGCAUUCCAUGGGUGGAAUGAGUUUGAUAUCAGUGAGGAUGAGCCACUAUGGAAAAAAUACAUUUCUCAGUUUAAAAAUCCCCUUAUCAUGCUGCUUCUGGCUUCUGCAGUCAUCAGUGUUAUCAUGCAUCAGUUUGAUGAUGCCGUCAGUAUCACUGUGGCAAUACUUAUUGUUGUUACAGUUGCUUUUGUACAGGAAUACCGAUCAGAAAAAUCUCUGGAAGAACUGAGUAAACUCGUACCUCCAGAAUGCCACUGUGUUCGAGAGGGGAGGUUGGAACAUACACUCGCAAGAGACUUGGUCCCAGGGGAUACCGUCUGCCUCUCCGUGGGAGACAGGGUUCCUGCUGACUUACGGUUAUUUGAGGCGGUGGAUCUUUCUAUCGAUGAAUCCAGCCUGACGGGCGAGACAACCCCUUGCUCUAAGUGCACAUCUCCUCAACCAACAGCUGCCAAUGGAGACCUCACUUCGAGAAGCAAUAUUGCUUUCAUGGGCACACUCGUUCGAUGUGGAAAGGCAAAGGGAAUAGUUACUGGAACAGGAGAAAACUCAGAAUUUGGCGAGGUUUUCAAAAUGAUGCAAGCAGAAGAAGCUCCAAAGACACCUCUACAGCGAAGUAUGGAUCUCCUCGGGAAACAGCUUUCCCUGUAUUCAUUUGGAAUAAUUGGGAUAAUUAUGCUGGUUGGCUGGCUGCAAGGAAAACAUAUCCUUGAUAUGUUUACCAUCGGUGUGAGUCUGGCUGUUGCUGCUAUUCCCGAAGGGUUACCUAUUGUUGUAACCGUAACAUUGGCUCUUGGUGUAAUGCGAAUGGUCAAGAAACGGGCUAUCGUGAAAAAGCUGCCGAUUGUGGAAACUUUAGGCUGCUGCAAUGUGAUUUGCUCAGAUAAGACUGGUACACUGACAAAGAAUGAAAUGACCGUCACUCAUAUAUUUACAGCAGAUGGGAUACAUGCUGAGGUUACUGGAGUUGGUUAUAACAGGUUUGGAGAAGUCCUUGUCGACGGUGAUGUUGUUCACGGGUUUAACAAUCCAUCUGUUAGCAGAAUUGUUGAGGCUGGGUGUGUGUGCAACGACGCUGUAAUUAGAAACAACACCUUAAUGGGAAAACCAACAGAAGGGGCCUUAAUUGCUCUUGCUAUGAAGAUGGGUCUUGACGGAAUUCAGCAGGAUUACAUAAGAAAAGCAGAAUAUCCCUUCAGCUCUGAGCAAAAAUGGAUGGCCGUUAAAUGUGUGCAUAGAACGCAACAGGACAAGCCAGAGAUUUGUUUCAUGAAAGGUGCUUAUGAGGAAGUUAUUCGAUACUGUACAACGUACAAUAGCAAAGUGCACAGCCUACCUCUCAGCCAGCAACAAAGGGAUCUUUAUCAGCAAGAGAAAGCAUCCAUGGGCUCUGCAGGACUUAGAGUUCUGGCUUUAGCUUCUGGUCCCGAGCUUGGGCAGCUGUCCUUUCUGGGUCUGGUUGGAAUUAUUGAUCCUCCGAGAACCGGCGUAAAAGAAGCUGUCAAUACACUUAUCACUUCUGGAGUGGUGAUAAAAAUGAUUACUGGAGAUUCACAGGAGACUGCUGUUGCCAUUGCAAGUCGUUUGGGAUUGUAUUGCAAAAAUUCUCAGGCGGUCUCAGGAGAAGAAAUAGAUGCAUUGGAUAUACAACAGCUUUCACAAAUAGCACCCAAGAUAGCAGUGUUUUACAGAGCAAGCGCCAGACACAAGUUGAAGAUUGUUAAGUCCCUACAAAAUAAUGGUGCCGUAGUUGCUAUGACGGGCGAUGGAGUGAAUGAUGCAGUGGCCCUGAAGGCUGCCGACAUUGGAGUGGCCAUGGGGCAGACGGGCACCGACGUCUGUAAAGAGGCAGCUGAUAUGAUCCUAGUGGACGACGACUUUCAGACAAUAAUGUCUGCCAUUGAAGAGGGCAAAGGAAUUUAUAAUAACAUUAAAAAUUUCGUUAGAUUUCAACUUAGCACGAGUAUAGCUGCAUUGACAUUAAUCUCGUUGGCUACUUUAAUGAACUUUCCUAAUCCCCUCAAUGCCAUGCAGAUCUUAUGGAUCAACAUUAUCAUGGAUGGGCCUCCAGCUCAGAGCCUUGGAGUUGAGCCUGUUGAUAAAGAUGUUAUCCGGAAACCUCCACGGAAUGUGAAGGACAGCAUUUUGACCAAAAAUCUGAUUAUUAAAAUAUUAGUUUCAGCUAUAAUUAUUGUAUGUGGAACGUUAUUUGUCUUCUGGAGGGAGCUUCGAGACAACGUCAUAACACCUCGAGAUACAACAAUGACCUUCACUUGUUUUGUAUUUUUUGAUAUGUUCAAUGCUUUGAGUUCAAGAUCUCAGACUAAAUCUGUGUUUGAAAUUGGGCUCUGCAGCAACAAAAUGUUCUGUUAUGCGGUCCUUGGCUCUAUAAUGGGACAGCUAUUGGUAAUCUACUUCCCGCCUCUUCAGAAGGUCUUUCAGACAGAGAGUCUAAGUAUACUAGACUUGCUGUUUCUUCUGGGCCUCACCUCCUCAGUAUGCAUUGUAGCAGAGACCAUAAAGAAGGUUGAAAGAAGCCGAGAGAAGCCCCAGAAGCACGUCAGUUCUUCGCCUGUAUCGUCUUUUCUUGAAGUAUGAUGCACAUUGCAUUCUCCGUUUGCAAAACUAGAAACUGCGGUCU